Tigriopus californicus is the source of this 1487-nucleotide messenger RNA. RefSeq lists its product as uncharacterized. NCBI's taxonomy places the organism in Eukaryota, Metazoa, Arthropoda, Copepoda, Harpacticoida, Harpacticidae. The coding region runs from base 91 to 1392 and encodes 433 amino acids. The transcript is spliced from 7 exons. The record is from RefSeq and is a predicted model, not a curated record.
GAGUGCCCGUUUUAUCAAGAGCCCUUAUCUCUAAGCAUUAGGAAGUCACUGGAGACACAAUUUGAAUCAGUCCAAUAAGGUGUGCCAACAAUGUUGAUGCAAAUAUUCAACGGGUUAUUUCUUCUACUAUCGUUGGCCAGUGGUCAAAUUCUAAAGAGCGCCAAUCCACUUGCAAGACUUGGUCAAACUACCACAAUAUGGUGUGGAUCUCAAAAUGACUUUGAGGACUGUAAGUGGAUCUUACCCCAAGGUGAAACCUGCCUUUUCACUCAGGAAUCCAGAGAGUGCACGGAGGACCCCAAUAUCUAUGCGGAUCCCAACAAUCUCAGUGGAACUCAAAAUUGUUCCAUCGUCAUUGGCUCAGUCACGGAAGCUUAUCAUGGACAAUGGAAGUGCUCUCUAAAGAGUUCCGCUAGUGGAAAAUAUUUUUCCGAUUAUGUCAACGUGACCGUUGCAAAACGACCAAUCCUCGAGCUUUUUCCUAUUUAUGGAACACUAAGCAUCUGUGAAGGACAAUCCGUAAAUGUAACCUGUAAUGCCAGAAAAGGCUGGCCUCAAGGAUCUUUUCAAUGGAUGGUUAAAGGGGACAAUGACGAAAACCUCAACCUUGGGCCUGGAAACAUCACUCCAAUCGCUGAAGAAGAUCCCCAAGGGCACGAGAGUAUUGCUAAUACCAUCAAUUACACUGCCAGCCGUGAACAUAGGGAAAAGUCACUCGUCUGUAUUUACCAGCAAUUUGAUGCCUUAGAUCAACUUCUUUUUCAAGGAGAAGAACAUUUGAAUCUGGAUAUCAGCUACAUAGGGGACCUAUCUGUGAAACUGUCUCCUUCAUCGGUUGAGGUUGGAGACCGUCUUGUUAUAACCGUCCAAUUUGACGCCGAACCCAAGCCUGACCAUAACGACAUCGUUUGGCUAAUCCAAAGCAGAGACGGAUCUUCUACCAACGUCCCGGUAGCCAACGAGCCCAUUACAAUGGAGCACUACGAAUCCCAACCUAUGAUCGAAGUGGCGAAGGAUCGAUUUGAGGUUGCCCUUAUUAUAAAUAAUGUGCAAAUGGAAGAAGAGGUCUUGACGCACAAGCUUUCUAUCCACCUUCGGGAAUCGUCCUCUGAUAGGAUCUUGGUGUCCAAAGUCAAAGAGAUCGACUUAGUGGUUCUGGAUUUGGAAGGCACAAGUCAGGUCAUGUUGAUAAUCAUUGCCGUCAUUAUAGUACUUCUAUUAUUGGCAGUAAUUGGAUUGAUUGUCAUGUGGGCCAAAAGGAAUGAAAAAUGUUGUUUCCAAAAGAAAGGCGUUGCAAAGACAGACACAAAUGCAGCUGAGUUGCAACAAUUCACCCAAGAUGACGCGGAGACCAAUCAGAGGCCGAUCAUUCGCAAUUCUCAGCGACCCUGAAUUAGCUUUUCUCAUUUUUACCAACCCUGCUUUAAUUGAUCUCAUGUACGCUUGAAACACUUACAAAUACAGAGAACCACCAGAAAGAUGCAGUA